AUGCCCGCCAACGCCAUCACCAUCAUCUUCUCACCCUACCACGUCGGCAUCCGCGACCACCGAGUUGGCAACGGCCCCCACCGCAUCCGCCAACACGGAAUCAUCCAAGCCCUCGAAGACCUAGGCGUAAAAGUCAACUUCAUCGAACUCGACCGUGUCGACGAAUUCGAAGGCGAAAUUGGUCGCAGCUUCGAGCUCCUCCGACGCACAUCUACGGCCGUCACCCAAGCCGUGAAAAACAACACCUUCCCUAUCAUCCUAUCAGGCAACUGCAUGGCAAGCGCAGCGGUAGCCUGCGGUCUCAACACCGAUGAUCUGAAAUUCAUCUACUUCGACGCUCACGAUGAUCUCGACUCACCGGACGUCAACGAGAACGGCUAUCUCGACGCGAUGGGACUUUCCAUGCUCCGUGGGGAGAGCUGGAAGACUCUUACGAGGACGGUUCCGGGAUACAAGCCUUUCACUUAUGAUGGCAACUUUUUGUACUGUGGGCUACGGGAUCAGAGCGAUGUUCAGCGUCAGAGGGUAUUUGAUGCGGGGAUGGUUGCCAUAUGGGGUGAAACCGAGCGUAAGGUUGAUUUUGUGGGUGAGUUGAGUAAGCAGUUGGAAGCAAAGUCGUAUGAUCCGGCUUUGGUGCAUUUGGAUUUGGAUGUAUUGGACGAGUCAUAUGGGAAGGUUAAUGAUUAUCCUUCUCCCGGGGGAUUAUUUGAGUCCGAAUUGUUGGGUUGUAUGGAUCUUGUACCUAGGAGGAGUACGCCUAGGUCUUUGACUGUCUGUUCUUUUGAUCCUGAUGCGGGCGAUGGGGAUAGGAUUGCGGUGAUUGCUGUUCGUGCGGUUACUUCUUUUGUUCAGUCUUUGUUGGAUACAGGGGCUUUGAUUAAUGAUGCUUAA
Molecule: messenger RNA, 891 nt
Organism: Aspergillus niger
Lineage: Eukaryota; Fungi; Ascomycota; Eurotiomycetes; Eurotiales; Aspergillaceae
Exons: 1
Coding region: 1-891 (296 amino acids)
Cellular component (GO): nucleus; cytoplasm; cytosol
Molecular function (GO): manganese ion binding; arginase activity
Source: RefSeq, a predicted model, not a curated record